GCGCACCGUACAGCCGCCGGCGAACCGCAGGUCCCCUCGAUGUCCCACUCUCAGUUCCAACCCUACCAAAGUUGAGACCAGAGAGGAGAGAAAGAAAGUGUCAAAAUGUCGCGGCACUCCGGGAUAAAGGAUAGAUCACUGGACUAACCCGAUCGUGGCAACGGUGACGGCGAAGCCAUGAACCGAGCCCCGUCUCUCUCCCCUCGCGGCGAUCCCACCUCACCGGAACCCACCGCCACUCCUACUCCCACGCCUGGCGCACUCCGGAGCUGGAUUCUCUCCUUCUGCAUCAUCCGCUUCGACCUAGAGCGAGGACAAGUAGUCGAGGAAUGCUACCCACCCGAUUCUCUCACACCCGACCAUCAGCUCGUCGUCGCCUUCUCGUCCUUCCCCGACUCCAUGUCCCGCCACCAUCCCCGACAUGGAUCCUCCAUCCACGACUCCAUCUUCUCCUUCCGCUUCCCAUCUGCCGACAUCCGCGAUGGCUUCGUUUACGGCUACGUUUUCAACCGUCAGCGCCAGGACGAUCGGCUUCCGCGCGGGGGCGAGCAGAAGUCUGUUGUCAUCCUUUCGAACUCUCCCUAUACUUCCGUAUUCCGCCCUCUACUACAGAUCCUCGGUCCGCUCUGCUUCGAUAUCGGCCGUACUGCCCUCGAGCUCGUCGCCUCUCAUGUCGCCGCCUGGCCGUCUCCAUCCCCUGGCAAUGCCAUAGACCUCCCGAUCGGCGGCGCCGCUCUACGCGCUCAUUUACCGCCGGCUCCCGAAGACCUAGCCCCCGCACAGUUCCCGCCACCCAACGCCUCUGUGGCAUUCGGCCUCUUUCACGAGGCCGAUAUAUUCGCUUCCUUCCGGGGUAUUCUCUUACAUCUCUGGACCCUUUGGGAGCUCAUGAUUCUUGGUGAGCCCCUUCUUGUGAUCGCUCCCACUCCCACACAAUGCUCCGAGGCCGUUGCAGCUCUCGUCAGCCUAUUAGCUCCACUUAUGUGUAGUGUCGACUUCCGACCUUACUUUACCAUCCACGACCCGGACUUUGCCCGUCUCAAUUCCCUUCCUGAAGAUGACAGAUUCCCCCCCAUGGUCCUCGGAGUGACCAAUCUUUUCUUUCUCAAGGCCUUACGCAGCAUUCCCCAUGUCAUCUCUGUGGGGAGUCCCAUCCCUAAUGCCACCGGCGUGCAUCCGGCUUCCCCUCGCCCGGCCUCAGCAGGUCAAAUUUCUCGGCCUACCAGGCAGCUCCUGCUCGACAGGCUUUCUCCUUCGAGCUUCUUCAAUUCUGUGAAGAUGAGGCGAGAAGGACCUCUCACACUCAUGACAAAGCACAGAGAGGCUAUUUGGAGCAGCUACAGUCCUACAACGAAACCGGAUACUGCGAUUCUUAACCGGCUUGUUGAUUCUGGAGUUUCUCAAAGGAUUGACGAGUCCAUGUCGGUUGUUAACAAUGAGAUACUUCGGCGACAUUUCCUUGAGCUUACGACGAAUUUCCUUGCACCCUUCGGCCCUUACCUGAGAGCCAUCACUCCUUCAGAAACGAGCUCGCCAUUUGGCAGCCCACCAGCACUGCCUCCAUUUAAAGCUGAUGAGUUUCUCAGUUCGCUGGCAGCUAGAGGUCCAGGAAAAUUCCUAUCGAAAAGGACUAGGUCCAACUGGCUGGACUUGUAUAGACGGUUUUUAGAGGGGAAAAACUUCAUGCCGUGGUUCCAGAAAAGGAGGGCAGCUGCUGAGCAGGAGCAGCAGCGGCUCUGGAGGCAGGCUCGGAUGAGCACUGACAUACAAAAACUUAUAGCAAAGAUGUCUGAACUGGAGAUUGUCGAUUGUUUUAAUGCCAUUGAGCAGCAUUUACUUGUAGAGAUACAGUCAGGAAGCACCAGUAUAGAUUCAUCAGCAGCAUGCAGCAAACUAAAAGCAAACCUACGAGCAGUGUUCAAAUUGCUCCCCAAGGAUUUGCAGGAGCUUUUGCUAGCAAACCCUAAAAGAGCGGGCCUUCUUCAUAACAGUUCAGAGUCUCCAAAGCUACCAGGGCAUCCAUCAAUACGAGUUCAUUUUCAGCCCAAAGUCUAAAAGCCUCAAUUGAGUCUCCAUACUUUUUUUUAAUAUGGGCCAAAAUAGUCCGAACAGAGUACUAUUUUAACCUCAACUUAAGAGUUUGAGGACUAAUUUGACACUUGUAGGCUCUGGGACUAAGAUUCCCCAUGUAGACAAUCCGGCAACCAUUUUGGCACUUUACUCUUUUUGUCUCUAUGGAAUUGGUUGCAGUCUUAACCUUGCUAAGCUCUUCAGCUGUCGCCAUUCGCAUUGAUGACUGCUAUAUGUCUCCAGCCACAGAUUUCAGUUUUUGAUUCUCAACUCAAGUAGCGGAGAUGCCGGCUUUAUUUUGGCACCACGGGAUUCAUAUUUAUUGUUCCCAGGUUAGAUGGGUCUAAUUGUACCUUUCUCUUUUUAAUUUAGAAAUUGUUUCCUGGUUUCUUCAGUUGCAUCACUAAUGUAGCUGUGUUUCAUGUAUCUUAAAUGUUGUUAUUAUUUUUUUCUAUUAAAAUUUUAGCAGAACU
Molecule: messenger RNA, 2543 nt
Organism: Phalaenopsis equestris
Lineage: Eukaryota; Viridiplantae; Streptophyta; Magnoliopsida; Asparagales; Orchidaceae
Product: protein DENND6B
Exons: 4
Coding region: 178-2055 (625 amino acids)
Cellular component (GO): recycling endosome
Molecular function (GO): guanyl-nucleotide exchange factor activity
Source: RefSeq, a predicted model, not a curated record